AUGUCAUCAGGCUCAAAUCGCAAGGGCCUGUUGCCCACAUCCCAAGACAACCCGAGCAACACCGCCUCCAAUGUUGCCAAUCCACCUCCUUCCGUCCAACGUCGCUCCUCCCAACCGCUUCCCGGUAUUUCGGCCACUGCCUCCUCACUCCGCAGUCGUAGAGUCCGUUCCACCUCCGCUGACUCGACAGGCUCCAUUCCAGAACUCAGCGGCAUCGAUGAUGAAGCUCCUGGCGACUACGAUCCUGGCAUGCAGCCUUCCACUACCAGUCGCUCUGCUCGAAGCCAUCUCCCCGCCAACUUGCUGAGAGCUGCUCUUGUGCCUGCUGGCUCAUCCCAGAACCAGUCCAACAAGCCAGGAUCCAACGCAAGCGCCCAAGCACCCAAAAGAAUCGCCCCUGCUGCCCCACUCUCGCCCCCUCCUGCACCAUCGAAUCGUUUCAAGGGUACUCCUGCUCGUGCAACUCGCUACUCGCUUCCCGUACGGGCAGAGAAACCAGUCCGAACCACAAAGACAUCUGGAAAACACGUCGUCUUGCCCUCCGAAUCGCAGCUUGCACCUUUGCCUGGUGAGGAAGAUGAUGAUGACGAUGACGAUGACGAUGACGACGAGGAAGAGUCGGAGGAAGAAGAACAAGUGACGGAUGAUCAAACCGAUGAUGCAGAUCAAUCUGCUACUGUAGGAAAGACAGCUGUGUCUGGUCAAGAUACCAAACCAACCUCGGAUUCACAAGCUGUUCUGCUUGGGGGUCGCGGUGUUGGUCGAGCCCUGGAAGUCGUUGGUGCUACCAAGCCACCUGCCAAAGUGCCCGUCACUACUCCUCGACCCGGUCCUACCAUCCCAUCGAAUCGACACACAGCACCUGCUCCAGUAUCCGGCAAGCUCGUCACCCCAGCUGCUAAGGGGUCGCAACGACCUGCAGCGUCUUCCGCCCUUGCUCGUGCCGCUGUCUCUUCCGUCUCUGCUGCGCAGGCACGUCAUGCACAAAAGGCGAAACCGAAAGCUGCCACUACUUUCCGUGGCGCUGCUACCCGUGCCCCGCCUCUUCGACCGCAUAAGUCGGGACCUGUGUAUCACACAUUCGAACGCAUGCCUCCGAGUGCUAGACUCAUGACUCCACUCCCUCGCUUGACCGCAUACAGUAUCUCCACGUCCAUCCAUCUAGGUACGCUUCUGGGCUUCUUGCGUCGUGAGCACGGCGUCAAGCCCCGUCUCUACGACGAGUGUGCUUAUGCAGUCUAUACAAAGCCGCUCUUGCCUGGGUUCGGACGUGCAAAUGUCAGGUCUGCUCCGGAACCACGCAGUGCUAGCCCCGGUGCCGAGUCAAGGCGCGAGAGGGAGUUGGAACAGCGAGAAGAGUUUGGUUACCUCGGAACGUAUUUCGAGCAUCGGCAGGAGGAGGAAGAGGACAUUGAUCAAGAUGGUUAUAUCAAGGGUGGUGAGGGACGUGGUUCCCAUAGCGAGAGUCGAAGGAGGGGUGGUGGAGAGACUUCGGCUUGGGAGAGUGAGGCCGAGAGGUGGACUCCCGGUGAAAGAAGAGCUAGUCGCCAAGAAGCAAUGCUGGUUGAUCGAGAUCGAGAUCAAGCUCAACGUAUUCCAGAGGGUAGCGGUAGCGCUCAUGCUCGAACGCAGUCGACGGAUAGCAGCACUCUUCCUGUCAGCAGUAGUCUGGAUGAUGAGGAUCAAGGUAUGCUUGCUACUCCACUUGCUAGACCUGCUCGUGCUCCACGUAAGGCUUCCGAUAGCGAUACCGAAGCGGAUGCGGGUACGGGUGGAGAACCAAGAUCUUUCUUACUCGAACGUCGUCGUGCAAGUCAGAGCUCUGUUUCUGACGUUGAAGCUCUACCGCCUUACCGUCGUUCUGCAUCCCGCACCGACAUCGCAACUGAUCAGAACGAGCUAGCUAUCAACAUCUCCGACUCAGCCGGUGCACGCGAUAUGAUGCUCCAACAACGUGCCGAAGAACGAGGCGAAAGCAAACGCAUGGCUCAUUCCUAUCCAUCCAACGAACUCAGCAUGAAUUCCGAUCUGGACGAAAUCCCCGCCAACCCUUCUCCCUCCCCCCACGAAACUCAAAGUGCUUGCUUAACACAACCUUCGGCCCUUAACCCCCUCCAAUCUCUGGACGAAACAACCGUGGCCGACCGCUUCCCCACCUCCAACGCCAACGCCAACGCCAACGCCGAACCCCCUUCCUCCUCUCGUAAGCCUGAUGACUCGCAAAACGAGGCAUCGCAACCGAAAGAGCGCCGAACGCGAAAGUUGCGUAGACGAAAACGUCGUUACGCAGGCCCCAACAUGGCUUCUCACAAUCACGACACUUCCGCCAACCUAGACACGGCGCGACCUAUUCUCGAAGCGCUCCAAUCCGCCGAACUCGUUAUCCUUCCCUACGGAGUACUGGUAAUGUACAACUUUUCGGCCGCCGAGGAGCGAAGGAUCAUUGAAGAUGUUCUCUCCUCCGGAUGUGCAAGAGAACGGAUGGAUGAAGGGGCAAGAGAGACGGAGGCUUUCCAUUUCUGUUACGAUCCCAACAUCUCUGCUCCUAGGAUUUUCAACGAUUUCUUUACUUUCCGUGCCCCCAACCACCUCUUGAAGCUUUCUCUCGCUCACGCCAUUGCCCAAUCCACGAAACUUUCCGUGUUCGAAGAACGAAUGCAAGCAACGCUAGAGCUCACAAGUCAUAUUCCAAAGCAAAUGGCCAGCACUGGCGAGUUGAAGCUAAAGAGGAGAGAGGCACUACGCUUGACUGGAAGGUUGUUCAAGUUGAGGGUAGAUGUCAACUUGACCAGUAACGUCUUGGAUACUCCAGAGUUGUUCUGGUCCGAAGCAAGUUUGAAAGCGUUGUACGAUGCGAUUAGGGAUUAUUUGGAGAUUGAUGAGAGGGUUGAGAAUUUGAAUGAAAGGUUGGCCGUUGCCAAUGAUUUGUUGGAGAUCAUACAUGAACAUAUUGCCAAUACGGCCAUGUCGAAGAUUACAUGGAUUGUGAUUAUCCUGAUUAUCGUGGCAUGUGCCGUAGCAGUGGGUGAGAUUUCAGCAAGGUUCAUUGUAGGAGCGAACAGAACCGCGGAGGAAGGGUUGAGGAUCAUCAGGGCUGCACAGCUGUUGGUUGCUCAGUCGCAGGGCGAGGCGCAGUCGUUAGGGAUUGGGCAAGGCGGGUCUUAUCUUGCCUUGCCUGAGUCGCUUUAG
Messenger RNA from Ustilago hordei, 3189 nucleotides. RefSeq lists its product as uncharacterized. The record is from RefSeq and is a predicted model, not a curated record. The transcript is spliced from 2 exons. The coding region runs from base 1 to 3189 and encodes 1062 amino acids. NCBI's taxonomy places the organism in Eukaryota, Fungi, Basidiomycota, Ustilaginomycetes, Ustilaginales, Ustilaginaceae.